CUGUCUGCUCAGCAACGAGCUGGGUGUGGGUUCUUGCCUCUUGGACUGUGGUGUUUGAAAUCCCCUGGCAUGUCUCUAUUCAAUGGUUUUAUCUAUACAUCUCAAUUUCCUUUCCUCUAAACCAAAUUUGAAGAUAAACAUGACAAAUUCUAAGGGACAGCAAUGCACAGUGAUGCAGGGCUACCAUGUUAUGUCCCUUCUCUGCCAGAGUUUGUUCUCUCACAGCCUGCUCCUCUCUCAGGAGGCAGUGGGGAGGUUUGGGGCAUUUCUUUGCCCAGCCCCAAGCCCAGCCCAGGACAGCAGCUCUGCACUGGCUGGCUCACUGCCCAGUGACAAUGGCUCACCCUUCCAGGAGGCUCUGCAGGGUGUAGCUGCAGUGCUCAGCUCUCUGCCCUGUCUGCCCUUGCUCCAACAGGGAACAAAGGAGAAAUACCCAAACAUUUCUCCUUGGGAAAAGUGGCAGCAGGGUUUGGGAGGAAGGAAACUAAUUUCCUGCUCUGCUCAGUCCAUGCCAGCAGGCUGCAGGGUAUUUGGGAGGCUGAAGAAGACCCUGAGCCAAUGCAUCCAGACUCAUAUGGGAUCAAAUGCACUCGGUGGAGGAAAGUCCUUCCUGGGAGAGAUGGUGCACUGGAGGAUGGUGCUAUCAGGGUCCAGAGUAUUUAAAAUCAAGGGCUGAGCUGGCUGAGCAAGGAGCCCUGAAGCAGAACUCACUCCACUGUGCUGCUGCUCAGGCCCCUCUGUGCUCUGGUGCUGCUGCUUGGGGUCCCCUCCCCACCUGCCACUGUGGCUGUGCCUGCCCUUCACGGGUUCUGUGCUUUCCUGCACCAUUUUCACAUUUUCCCCUGCCCCUGCAGAUAAGGAGGACAUACAUACCAGGCUGGACUUUGGCAUUGGCUCAGGCCAGGAGCCAGAAUUUCUCCUGGUGCUCCCCUUGUGUGCUGCUCCAGCUGGCCCCAAGUCACCUCCAGAAGAAGGAGAGAGGUUUCUCAUCUGCUCAGACAGCAACAAUCUCCAUGCCCCAAGCAAACCUUGCUUGUCCCACAUCUCUUCUUGCUGUCCUUCAGUGUCCUAUCCCAAAAAGCUCUUGUUAAUGUAGUUUGAUCCUGUUUGCUGGCUCCAUGUUGUGUCCAUGGGUAGCUUUAUAGUGGCCAGAGGUCCUGUCUGACCCAACACAACCUUAUUCCUUCAUAGCAAGGUAGUGAAAUAAACCCUUUUCUUCUGCCCACAGCCCAACUGGAAGGUGCCCAGCUUCCAACAGCAUCUGUGGAGUCCAGGGUCAGUGCCCUGGCAUGCCAGGAGAGCCUGUAGCAGAGAGACUUGGCUUCCUCUGGGCUUUGGGGCUCCUCUAUUGCACCCCCAUACAUUCCUCCUGCCAGCCCAGUGUCCCCACUGUGCUCCCAGUGUGGAGCUGUGCCUGUGAUGUGAGAGUCACUCACAGGAGAGCUGCUCCUCUCCUUGUGCUUGUCAGUGUUUGACAGCACAAACAUUUUAAGCUGCAGAGGGAGAGUGCACUCAGCCCCCCCAGAUGGUUUGUACGUGAUGCUGCCCUUCUGUGACACAAAGAGCUCAGACCCCAGGGCCACGUGCAGAGCUGCAAAUUUGGUCUUUGAUGUGGGGCUGGCACAGGGGGCACAGCCAUCCCCUCCUGGAGCACAAUGGACUCAGCUGAUUUGUGGAGCAGCUUCAUGGGGAAAAGCAGGUUGGCUUUGAGUUUCAGGCUCCUUUUUGUCUUGGUUAGCAGAAGAUUUACACAUUUUUCUGUGGAUAAAAAGCUCUAUGGUCUUUUUCUCUGCACUGCAGCAGAGAUGACAAGGUAUUAUGUUGCCCUGAUGGCCUCUGUCUUGACAUCCUCAGGAAUAUUUGGGAAGUGUAAGAGAGGCUGUGGCAAAUGGUCUGGAGUGACUUACAGUGGAAGUUUCAGUAAAAAAGCGAGGGAGCACCAAGCAAAAGUCUCUGCAGCACUAAAUGUGGGUUCUUUGUUUGCUGAGCCCUGUUUCUGUCACUGUGGGUCCCUCAGGAUCGUGUGUGGUUGUGACUUUUCCAGCAGCAAUAAUGCUCCCCUAUGCCAGUCCAGUGCCUUUGGCACUGCUCAGUGCGUUUAUUUCUGAAAGUGGGGGCUCCUGCCCAAAAGGUGCUUUCACCCAAAAGCUCAGUGAGGUGGUCUCGGGUGAGAGAGGAGCCAGAGGGGUCAGAGAGCUCCUCAUGGCCCUGCCCACCUGGGGCAGAGGAGCAGCACAGGCAUCCCCAGGCACCCAGCACACAGCAGCCUGGGCUGAGCUGGGCUCUGAGGGUGGGGGGUGGCUCUGGCACUCCCAGCAUGAGCUGAUGAGUGGGGACAUGGGCUUUUCAGAUUUGAACUGGGAGCCAGGUUGUCUCCAAGGCUUGUGAGACUUCACUAAGCUAUUCAACCAGGGUGUGAGCUGGGAAUUAGGAGCAGGUUCUCCUCUGCCUCUCCAGGAAGGACUCACAACUGGUUUCGAGUCCAGCUGGAAACAUUUUCCAGUCUCUGGUGAAGUACAUCAGCCCAUCCACACAUCACACAGUGGGCAGGACAUGAUCUGCCCACCCCAUGGAGCCAGCACAGCUGCCAGCCAGCUGCUCUCCCAGUGCACCUUGACCAGAGCAGAGCAAGGGUGACACUCACUGCUGGGUGACUUUGGCAGGAGAGAUGCUCAGCUCUUCUACCCUGACCCGUGGCACCAAGCGUGGGCUUUGCCCUCUCAUUGCUCACCACCAGUUGUAAGAGCUGAGCAUUUAUCUCAGCCCCAUUACUGCCAAUCUCCCCCUAUUAAAUCACCCAUAAUUCACAGGCAGAAAACAUCUUUUAUUGCAAUGGUGACAUUUAAAGCAAGGGAGGUGUUGGUUUUUGGUUUGUUUUUUUUUUGUUCUUGUUGUUGUUUUUGGGUUUUUUUGGUUUUUUUUUUAAUUAGUUUUUAGUCAGUCAGCUCGUUUGCUCCAGCCUCUGCUCCACAUCUGUGAGUGCAGCCUUCUCCAUCCAGCUGAGAGGGAAUUAUGUGUGCAAGAGGAGUCAGGGCUCCCUUCCCAGCUCCCAGCUCACACUGCUAGCACUGCUGUGCCUGCUGCACACCCAGCUGCCUGCCCGAGGAUGCUGCACCUGAAAGUCCAGUUCCUGGAUGAUUCCCAGAAGAUCUUUGUAGUUGAUCAAAAAUCCUGUGGGAAAGGGCUCUUCAACCUCACCUGCAGCCACCUCAACCUCGUGGAGAAGGAGUAUUUUGGGCUGGAGUUUCACAGCCAGGCUGGGAACCAGGUCUGGUUGGAGCCACUAAAACCCAUAACAAAGCAAGUGAAAAAUCCUAAGGAGGUUCUUUUCAAAUUUAUGGUGAAAUUUUUCCCAGUGGACCCCGGCCACCUGAGAGAAGAACUGACCAGGUACCUCUUCACCCUCCAGAUCAAGAAGGACCUGGCACAGGGGCGGCUGCCCUGCAGCGACAAGAGCGCGGCGCUGCUCGUCUCCCACCUGCUGCAGUCCGAGCUGGGCGACUUCCACGAGGAGACAGACCAGCAGCACCUGGCCACGCACAGGUACCUGCCCAACCAGGAGUACCUGGACAACAAGAUCAUGCACUACCACCGGAGACACAGAGGGAAGACGCCGGCCGAGUCAGACGCUCAGCUGCUGGACGUGGCCAGGAAGCUGGAGAUGUACGGGAUCCGCCCGCACCCCGCCAGCGACGGCGAGGGGACGCAGAUCAACCUGGCCGUGACACACACGGGGGUGCUGGUGCUGCGGGGCAAUACAAAGAUCAACACCUUCAACUGGUCCAAAAUUCGCAAACUGAGUUUCAAGAGGAAGCAUUUUCUCAUCAAGCUCCAUGCAAACAUCUCUGCGCUGUGCAAGGACACGCUGGAGUUCACCAUGCUCAGCCGGGACACCUGCAAGGCCUUCUGGAAGACGUGUGUGGAGUACCACGCCUUCUUCAGGCUCUCUGAGGAGCCCAAGUCAAAGCCCAAAGCCCUUCUGUGCAGCAAAGGUUCCAGCUUCCGCUACAGUGGCAGGACUCAGCGGCAGCUGCUGGAGCACGGCAGGAGGGCUAAGAUGAAGAGCCUGCCCUUCGAGAGGAAACACUACACAUCCCGCUACGAUGAGAGGCAGUGCCGCUCCUCCCCGGACCUCCUGACGGAUGUAUCAAAGCAGGUGGAGGAGCUGCGCCUGGCCUACGGCAGCCGGGGCUCCUACCACGCCAACGGAGUGCACGGCUCCGAGCCCACCCUGGACAGCCGGUGCCACAGCUCCACCAUGGAGGUGACGUUUGCCGCUGAGCUGGAGCGCUCCAAGCCCGAAGCAUCCCCCACCUUCCUGCCCCACUCCAAGAGCUCGUCUGCCUUCCCUCUGCUCUACGCCGAGCUGGAGAUGGAGCGGGCGUGGGAGCCCAUCGACCUGUUCGGAGCCAGGAAUCCCUUGACAUCCUUCCGGCCCCACCACCAGUUCGCUGGGAACAGUAAAAGCACCUCUGUGGGCAACAUGCGGGAGGUGAGCGCGCGGCAGCUGGUGUACACGGAUGUGCCCAGUCCCCUGCCCGUGGUGGCCCCGGCCCCCCCUGUGCUCUUCUAUCUGGACAGGGCGCUGCAGCCCCCAUGCCCUGCACUGGCCCCUGGCGAGGACACAGCAGGACCGGCUGGUGCAAGCGGUCCCGUGGCGGCAAAACCCCCCGGGCAGAGCCCGAGCGGGGCCCAGGCUGGGCAGCUCCAUGGCGAGGCUGCAGGCACGGCCACGGGCACGAGCAUGGCGGGGGAGAGCAGGUCACUGGCUCGCUCCUUCGAUUACGGCCUCCAGGAGCAGCCUCCCAAGCGGUCUUGGAGCCAGUCGGACAUGAAGACCAUCCGCUUCCCCUACGGCUCUGAGUUCAGGCCCCUGGGGCCGUGCCCUGCUCUCAGCAGUCGCAAAGGAGGUGUUUUUUGGCACGUCCCAGCCCAGCAAGGGCUGGCUCCGGGGCUGCGGCGCUGCCCCGAGCGCUACCUGGGCAGCAGCACCGAGUCCAGCGACUCGGACCCGGAGCUGCUGGCCGCCGAGCACUGCUCCCUGUACGGCCGCGUGCUGCGCUCGCCCAUGGCCCGCGUGCGGCUCUCCUCGGGCAGCCUCCAGCUGGAUGAGGAGGAUGAGGAGGUGUCCUCUGCCACCAGUGCUGCUGAAGAGAGGAUUUCCAGAGGGGCCUCCAAGUAUUUCACCUAGGUGCCUGACACGGGCCAGAGGGAGCAGAGGUGGCCGGUGCUGACCCAGGGUCAAAGAAUGGUGACACUCUUCGUUUGCAGGUCUGCUUACAGCUUAUGAAACAUUGAUGGGAUUGUGUUGUGUGAGUGCUCUUAGCUAUAGAGGAUGUGUUAAUGGACAUCAGGGGUGUGUUCAGAAGUAUUCAACCCCUGCACCACACUUGGAAGCUGGUUUGCCUCUGCCCCACACUUUCAGAGGUGGGUCUUGCUUCAGCCAGAGAUCUCCUAAAGCCCUGCUAAGCUUCUAUGUCCUGCCCAAGCUGAUGCUUGGAGCUCUGCUGCUGGAGUCUUCAUUGAGGGGGAGGGAGCGACUUCUCACAGAAUAAUUUCAGCUGCUGCUUUUCCCAGCUGCAGAGUGGCACACUGGAGGGAAGGUGUUUCAGGCCCUUUUGGAAAGGAGCAAGGUCUUCAUGGGAGUCUGCUCCUCGAGCUGAUGCUGUGUGGACAGGACAAAACCCCAGCAUAGAGCCCGUCUCCUCCACCUGCCUCACCUCCCUCCAGUGCUGCAGGGAGUACCUGGCGCUUGAAGACAAAGCUCUGUGUGUGGCUGUCUUCUCCUUGGCCAGUUCAGAGAUUAUCCUUCUCCAGAAAUAUCUCAGGAGUGCUUGUCAAGCUUUAGAAGCACCCCAUGGUGAGCACUGGGAAGUGGGUUCACACUCUCUAAUUGUGCUUUGCUUAGGCACAUCAGCCAUCACCUCCCAGUACCUCCGUGCUCUGCUUAAAUCUGAGGGAGAUAUGUAAGGGGGCUCUUUGGGGUCCUUUGCUUCCCCAAAUCAGCCCUCAGUUAAACAGCAUGGGAGAAAAGAUUUCAGGAGCACGUAGGAAUGGAACAAGCAGCUUCUUGGAAGAACUUUUAUUUUAAAACCUGUUAUCUUAAACCUACAUGAACUCUACUCGUGAAUCUUGAGAAUGAUGACACCUCCAUAAGAUUUUAGUGGGGGGAUCUUGAUAAUUUUCUUUAAGAACAACCCUGUAAGUCUUUGUAGGACAUGAUUUUAUGCAGGGAGACAGCCCAGAAAAUCCAUGGCAGAGAAACCACUGCAGCCUGCUGGAAGGAUUUCAGAAAUGAAGAAAGAAGUGGGCUUAUGGGUCCUGCUCACUCUGCAUGUUGCUGUCCUUUGGUUUGGGAGGUGGACAAUAAAAAACAGUUGUUCACA
Molecule: messenger RNA, 6386 nt
Organism: Haemorhous mexicanus (house finch)
Lineage: Eukaryota; Metazoa; Chordata; Aves; Passeriformes; Fringillidae
Gene: FRMD7
Product: FERM domain containing 7
Exons: 12
Coding region: 3107-5191 (694 amino acids)
Cellular component (GO): cytoskeleton
Molecular function (GO): cytoskeletal protein binding; guanyl-nucleotide exchange factor activity
Source: RefSeq, a predicted model, not a curated record